AUGGGCUCCUAUGGACGGGGAGUCACGCUGGGAUGCUGCCUGCUGCUGGCUGUUGCCUGGGGCCCAGCCCUGAGCCUUGUGCCCCGUGGUCAGCAUGAACAGCUGGAGUGGGAAGAGAAAGAGGAGCUGCACCGUCCUUUGGACCAUGAGAAGAGGGAUGAAGAAACACAUGAGAAGCAUACCCCCAGCCAGGGCAAAGAACUCCCCACGUCCAGGUGCUACCGAUGCUGUGACCCCGGCACGCCUGUCUACCAGACAAUCACCACCCCCCAAAUCAACAUCACCAUCCUGAAAGGUGAGAUGGUGAACCGCGGGGAUCGAGGCCUCCAGGGGAAAUACGGUAAAACAGGUUCUACGGGUGCCAGGGGCCAUAUUGGCCCCAAAGGGCAGAAGGGAUCCAUGGGGGCCCCUGGAGACCGCUGCAAGAGCCAUUACGCAUCCUUCUCUGUGGGCCGGAAGAAGCCCCUGCACAGUAGAUACUUCCAGCCUGUGGUCUUUGACACACAGUUUGUGACUCUACGACACUUCAAUAUGUUCACGGGCAAGUUCUACUGCUACGUGCCAGGCAUCUACUUCUUCACGCUCAACGUGCACACUUGGAACCAGAAGGAGACGAACCUGCACGUCAUGAAGAACGAGGAGGAGGUGGUGAUCCUGUAUGCGCAGUGUGAUGACCGGAGCAUCAUGCAAAGUCAGAGCCUGAUGCUGGAGCUGCGGGAGCAGGAUGAGGUGUGGGUGCGGCUCUUCAAGGGCGAGCGCGAGAACGCCAUCUUCAGCGAUGAGUUUGACACCUACAUCACCUUCAGUGGCUACCUGGUCAAGCCAGCCUUCGAGCCCUAGCCGCCACCCUCCGCAGGACUGUCCCAGACUGAUGACCUCCUUGCCUGUCACCCCUGCCCAUCCCUGCAUUCUGUGGACACUGGAGUCCUGCCCCAGGCUGACCAUCUCGCCUCUCCUCUCAGUCCUGGCCUCUUUGGCCUCGGUUUUCUCAGUUUUGUUUUUUUUGACAAGAUGCCCAUGGCCGCUGGGAAGCCCAAAGGGCCAUGUGCUCCCAGGUCUGGCUGCUGCUCUCCAUAGAUGAAAUCAUUGGGCGGGGUGCCUGUGAGGCUGUUGGGGACCUCCAGCUCCUGUGUACAAAGCCUUAGACAACCCUGUGGUGUGCUGUCUUGCGGCCACAUGGGUGCUCCAAAGCACAGCCCCUGUGUGUUCCCAUUCCCUGGACGUAAUUAAGUAAAUGCCAUGGGUUUAAAGCAACAAAGUAAAACAGAAAAGAGACAGGAAAGCAAUGUUAGUUUUGGCCUUUCAGCCAGCUGGCUCUUAGAGAGAGAAAGAGAGAGAGAGAGAGAGAGAGAGAGAGAGAGAGAGAGAGAGAGAGAGAGACAGAGGAUCUAAAGGAUCCAUUGGAUGGAUCCAUGGGAUGACAAUGGAGGAGCCACCAGUUAGUGGGUUUGGAAACCAUAGCUGACUUCACUCUAUUAGGCCAUGCGUGAGUUUUCUUGGGGACAGUAGGACUGACCUCUAAACUCUGUGGACUUGCCGCAGCCUUGCCCAGGGUCCUGUCAGUCUUUCUGAGCCACAAUAGUGAAAGGGUGAGGGCAGGGCAACAAAUGUCAGCUCUCAAGAGGGGCAGCAGGCCCACUGUGCUUGACUCCGGGCUGGGGACAGUAUCCGGCUCGCUCCAACUCGCAGGCUCCUGGCCAGCGGCUGGGGACCUCAGGGAUUCCUGUACCUGCAGAUUUCUCUAUAAGAAAGAAAGCUCCUAGCGUACCCCAGCACCUCUCUCGCUUUCUCCUCCACUUCCCUGAGCUGCUCUGGAACCCCAGUGGGUUCGCCCCCCUGCCUGUUGUGAGACCAGUUCCCCGUUUCUCCUUCCAGAUGGAUCAGCCAUGGAAGGCAGCAGGCCUUUGAUUUGGGGUCCAUCAAGCUGACCCUCAGCAGCCUGUGUCCCGUCUUCUCGCUGGUCAGGUGUCCUGUCUGGGUGCUUGAUACGUUAGCCUGCAGGAGCUGAUGAGUCUGAUGGUACACCUAGCCUGACGCAGCUCUAGCCAACACCUAUGGCAAACGUGGUCCUGGAGCUGGGGGAGAGCCAAUUAAAGCUAGAGAGUACAUCCUACCUAUGUCUAGGUCACUUCUGAUGUGUUAGAAGAGGAAACAUGAAAUUCAUAUCCUGCCACCAGACUCAGGGACAGCUUCAGGGCUGAUUCUCAGAUCUCAGAGAACCCGUGUCCUUUGCCCAUCUCAGCCCGUGUUGAUGACCAGGGCCUGGGUACUGGCAGUUUUGUGCCAACCAACCCUUGUUUGCUGCUGCCUGCUGGCCCCUGGGCGUCUGACUGUUCGGGCCUCAGUGUUUGCAGAGACCACCUCUGAAGGGGCUUCUGCAAGCCAGUUCCCCUGGGUGUGGCCUGCAGCAGACGCCCACUAGGCCACCUGGGCUUUGCCCUGCUCUGUCCAGAAAAACAUUAAACUUGCCGUGGCAACCUACAGCAAGCUGGCCUCUUUGCUCACUGGAUAGUCUUCCUGCUUCCCUCACCCUAUCUAGUAGCCAUUUUCUGCCUUUUAAAGGGCCAAUUGCGUCCUUGGCUUUGUACUCAGGGCCCAAAUCGCCAGUUCCUACCAGGGAGGCGUGGAUUUCCUGAGUAUGGUUCAGUAGCUGUUUGGUGUGUGGACAGGGUCUGGGGGACUCAAUGGAUAGUGACAAGACAUAGUUUGUUCUUCUGUGCUGGAGUGCGGGGCCCUGGGACUAGCAGAGCGCAUAGCCCCCUGGCGUGCACUGUAGCCCCGGACAUCUGUAUGAGCCGCCCUGGGGCUGUGGCGCGAAAAUCCAGAAACCAACCAGGUGCCUUCAAACAGACAAAUCUCUGGAGGUCAGAAUUCAAAAUCCAGGUGCAAGCCAGCAGCAACGUAGUGCUCCUAGCAAGGGUGGGGGAGGGCACUUCCGGACAACCCGUGACAGCAGGCAUUCCUUGCCUGGAGGGAGGGACCAUAUCAGUCUUCCUGCCCGGACUCCAAGUGACCUGCUUCCCAUAGCUUGUCUGCCUUUCAAGAACACUUAGGGGCUGCAUUUAGGGUCUCCCCUAAAUCCAGGACUCACGCUCCAGAUUUAACUUAAACACACCUGCUAAAGGGAAUUUGUGAACAGACACACUGACAGGCGCCAGAGGUCAGGGUUGUGUGGUGUCUUGGGGAUCACAGUGUGAAGCUUGUGACUGCCCACGGGCUUGGACACUAUAACAGCCCCUCUCUGGCCCCACAGUGGAGGGUAGGCACUUCUUCUCUCUGCUGGCCAAUGAGGUUGGCAGGCAGCCUUUCUUUCUACCUACCGGCAGCUGGCUUGGAAGCUAGAAUCAGCAGCUUGGCAAACAGCUGGUCUUCUGGCUUUGCCUGGUGCUGGGAGCCCAUGUGGCCACGCUGGUGCCGGGAGCCCAUGUGGCCAUGCCCAAUCUUGGGAUGGAGCCAAAAAGGAGCAGGUGGACAAGGGCCCUGAUCAAAAGCGAGGUCCCUUCUCCACAGUGUGGAGGCUGCUGGACAGAGACAGACCCUGCAGGUGUCUGGAAGUGGGGCCCGGUGCUUUUCCCAAAGGGGGGUAGAAGGAAUGUCUUGGCUCCAUUCAAGGGCCACUGGCUGCCUGCUCCCCCGUCCUGUGGCCUGAGUACACAAUCCACAGUUGUCCUGGCUACCGUGGGGAAGAAGGCAGAAUUUGCUCUGGGCCCAUCUGAUGCUCUCCCUAUUCUUCCCCUACCCCCAUUUUCCUUUUCCAAGAAGGGUCUCAUUGGGCCAGGCUGAUCUUGAACUCACUAUGUAUGAAUAAGCCUGACCUUGAAAUCCUGAUCCUCCUGACUCCACUUCCUGGAUGCCAGGAUUACAGGUGUGCCCCAACACUCCUGACCUUUCAAAGUGUUAGCAUAUGUUAAUUAUAUAUAAUAAAGAGUUUCCUUAUGACAACUGCA
Arvicola amphibius (Eurasian water vole) is the source of this 3947-nucleotide messenger RNA. RefSeq names its product C1q and TNF related 1 (gene C1qtnf1). NCBI's taxonomy places the organism in Eukaryota, Metazoa, Chordata, Mammalia, Rodentia, Cricetidae. Gene Ontology annotation, molecular function: protein binding. The record is from RefSeq and is a predicted model, not a curated record.